AUGGUGAUAAUUGUCACAGUUGAUAAUGCUAAACCCAAUGAUGUGACUCUUGAUUAUUUGAAGAAUAAGUUGGAGGUGAAGGAUGGUUGUAUGUUGGGAGGCCGAUUCUUGCACAUAAGAUGUGCUGGUCAUAUAUUGAAUCUCAUUGUGCAAGAGGGAUUGAAAGGCAUUCAUAACUCAAUUGUUAAGGUGAGGAAUGUAGUGCAAUUGAAUUCCACAUAUCUUAUGUUAGAGGCAGCCAAGAAUUUUGAAACAGCCUUUGAUAGGAUGCAUGAAGAGGAUGUGGAAUAUAGUUCUUACUUUAUGGAGGUAGUUGGAAAUGAGAAACAGAAGCACAUAGGUCCUCCCAAGGGUGAGGAUUGGGUGAAUGUCAAAAUGUUUUGUAAUUUUCUCCGGCCUUUUUAUAAGGUAACUCUACGUUUUUCUGGAUCUUUAUUUGUCACUUCAAAUACUUAUUUUUGUGAGCUAGUGGGCAUUCAAAAUGAAUUGCAUAGAUUGUGUGGCAUUGAUGGUGAUCCUCUCUUAAAAGAAAUGGCACAAUCUAUGAAGGAAAAAUAUGAGAAGUAUUGGGGAGACAUUGAAAAUAUGAAUUUAAUGAUGUUUAUUGCCAUGGUUCUUGACCCAAGAUAUAAGAUGAAAUAUUUGAAAUAUUGGUUUAAUAAGUGGUAUUCAAAAGAGAAGGCAGAGUUUGCUUUAAAAUUGGUAAAGGAUGCUUUAGAUGAGUUGUAUGCCCACUAUGCAAAGGAUAUUGAAUUAUCAAGUGCUAGGGGCAAUGGGCAGGCCAUUAAUGUUGGUUCUUCAAUAGAAUCAAGUGCUAGUUUUCCAUAUGAUCCAUGGAAGAUUGCUUCACAUGAGUUCGAUGAACACAUAGCUACAGAAGAUGAUAAUGAAUGCACUACUGAUGUGGACAAAUAUCUUAAUGAAGCUAGUGAAAAAAAAAAAAAUAAGGAGGGUUUUGAUAUUUUGGCUUGGUGGAAGGUGAAUUAUACUAGAUAUGUAAUCCUUUCCGAGAUAACAUGA
Molecule: messenger RNA, 1020 nt
Organism: Quercus robur (English oak)
Lineage: Eukaryota; Viridiplantae; Streptophyta; Magnoliopsida; Fagales; Fagaceae
Product: zinc finger BED domain-containing protein RICESLEEPER 1-like
Exons: 2
Coding region: 1-1020 (339 amino acids)
Molecular function (GO): DNA binding
Source: RefSeq, a predicted model, not a curated record